Molecule: messenger RNA, 3649 nt
Organism: Pleuronectes platessa (European plaice)
Lineage: Eukaryota; Metazoa; Chordata; Actinopteri; Pleuronectiformes; Pleuronectidae
Exons: 9
Coding region: 373-1869 (498 amino acids)
Biological process (GO): cell surface receptor signaling pathway; negative regulation of T cell proliferation; T cell costimulation
Cellular component (GO): external side of plasma membrane
Source: RefSeq, a predicted model, not a curated record
GAUAGAUAGAUAGAUGGAUAGAUAGAUAGAUGGAUAGAUAGAUGGAUUGGCAGAUAGUCUCAUAGAGUUCCAGCUGUGAUUUCCAGGGUUUGUUCAGUUACAUUAUGUAAUAACAUUGCCUCUCUCUUUACAGUCAGGAAACUUCUCUACUUCCUUCAGAACAACCGUUAGCUGCCAGGCUUCUGUUUAUCAUUUCCCAUCAACAGAUUAUGUCAGAUUUUGAAAGAUCAGGGAUUGAGAGUGUGUGUGGGAGGGGCAGUGAAACUCAGAGGAACUUCAUAUACAGAGCGCUCGCUGCAGCUGAAGUCAUUCACAGCUACAGGAAGAAGGAAACACAACUUGAUAAAACACUUACUGUCACUGCAGCUCUCAAUGGACUGGGCCCUGUUUGUAAUUUUGCAAGUCUUAUUUCAGCCAUCGCUCUCAGACCUGUUCACGGUUGAGGCGGAUCGGAACACGUACGAGUCGGAGUUCGGAAGAGACGUGGUGAUGGGCUGCAGGUUUCAGCCUCUGCCGUCAAAUUCUGACCAAGACCUGAAGGUAGCCUGGCACUGGAUCAAAAGUGGCGAUUCCCGGGACGUGUACCGGAUAAAUAACGGCGUGGAGCAGCCUGCAUCUCCGGAGUAUCAGGGCCGAGUAACACUCCUCAAAGAGCAGCUGAGAAAUGGCAGGGCCAAACUAAAGCUCUCCAAUCUCCAGAUCAACGACUCCGGGACGUACCAGUGUUUGGUGGAGACGGCAAAAGGAGCCGACUAUAAGACGAUAACUCUGUCUGUUGUAGCACCUUAUAAAUCAGUGACUAAACGCAUAGAGAAGGAGGGGCAUCACGUGCUGUUGACCUGUCAAUCAGAGGGAUACCCCGAGUCCUCUGUUGUGUGGCAGGACGGACGCCUGCAGGGACUCAAACCCAACACCACCGCUGUACCAACUGCAAACCAGCUGUUUAAUGUCACCAGUCAGAUACGUGUCAGUGCACGGGACAAAAACAACUACACAUGCAACUUUACUACCGACAGCCGCUUCGCCACAUUUCAAGUUCCAGAUGAAAUACCGAUUUCGCCGAUGAAAAACGAGGCUCUCUACAUCAUUCUAAAGAUUGGAGCCGUAAUGAUCGUGAUCAUCGCUGGCGUGCUCAUCUACAGACGACGAAAAGGAUCCAUCGCUCUGAGUGUCAGGAACCUUCUGGGUGUUCAUCCGGGUCGACCUUGUCCUUCUGCCGCCUGUGAGUCACAAAUAAAUACAGAAGACGAGGAGGAGAAAACAGUUUUCAAUGAAUAUGGAAUGGAGGAAAAUCUGGGGGUGUUUCUGAAAGCGCAUUAUUCCGACACCUUCGGUAAAGAGUCGAGUCGCCCGUGGGACGUUGUCACCAUGGAGGAGUUACCCCCCAGGCUUGAAAACAACAAGGGCCAGUACAUAAAACUUCAAGAUGUACUCCCAGAAGCUGGAGAGACACUUUUCCUCGAGGGACCUCCAGGGAGCGGGAAGACGCACCUAGCCCAGAUCCUGGUGUCUUCUUGGACGGAGGGACGGACAAACCUCAUCGAUCUCAGCACCCUCCGACUUCUCGUUCACGUCGACUGCAGCUCUGUGGAGGGCGAACUGUUCCAGGAAGUGAUGUCUCAACUCUCACUGAUGAACAAAACGACAGCGGACGAGCUGAGGACAGUGUUAACCCGGUGCAGCGAGGCUCUGCUGCUGUUGGACGGGUACAGAGAAGGAAGAAGAACUUUUGAUGAGUCCUUAAAGAGGUUCCUGAGUGAGAGGGGGGGCUGCAGGCUGCUGGUUUUGGCCUCGCCUGCAAACUGCCCCACGCUCAAGGCGGCAUGUGGAACAGGAAGGAUCCUGAGGCUCGAGACACAAACUGUUUGAUACCAAUUUAUGGCUUCUUGUUACGUUUUGAUUAUUUUUGUAUUCAUAGUGUGCACGAUGCUUUGUUUUUGUAGAAGUUGUUGUCUGGUCAAAUUUUUCAAAAGGCCAAAUGCUGCAAUAUGUAAAUUUAAAGUAUUAUUCAUUUACAUUCAGAUUUUGUGUUCUGUGUUUUUUCACAAGUUUAUAAAAAAAACGAAUGUAGCUCCAUCUUAUUAUAUCUCAGCGCCGGGACAUGCCGGAGUCAAUACACUGUCACUUUGACUCAAGGAUUAACAUUUUAGAAUUUGGUGGUCAGAGGUCAAAGGUCACAGUGACCCCAUAUGUGUCCGGAAAACGAAUGUAUUUGAACUGAAACUGCACUUAUUGGUGGACGCUUACAACUGAAGGGUGAUCAUUCCAGUGUUAUCACUUUACAGUUUGCACAAGUCAUGAAACUCCUGGUAGAGAUUUCGGCUAUACUUUAAACUCUGGCUCCAUUAAAUGUGAUAGUUCACAAACGUUGUUUCAGUUUCUGUUCUGUGUCAGAGCAGGAGAAAAAGAAAGAUCAUUAUUAGGGUCAGUUACUGCAAGCUGUUAGAGUAAACGGGAAAUGACUCAGUGUUCCUGGCAUGAGACUCUGCUGAUGCCAGUAACAUUGGAUUUUAUUUCUGUUUGUUCUUUAUUUCUGGUAACUCGUUCUUACAUGUGAACGAAUGAAUGAAUCAGUCAGUCUUUCUCUCGGUCAGCAUCCUAUUCUGUGUGUGUGUUUCAACAACUGUAAAAAUUAACCCUUCACACAUAGUGAGAGAGGAAACUUUCAAAUGUCUGUGUGAUUUAUCUCUGUAGCUGACCCCAUGCGAGCUCCACUCCCCUUCUCUCACUCCACAAAAUCCCCUGAAUGUCCCUGGGUGUAGCCAACGUCAGCUGGGAUUGACUCCAGCCGACCCCAAGACCCCCAAAAGAUAAGCCGCACAACUAAUGGGUGGAAGGAUAUGCAAAGUACCUCUUUGACCAUAUUAGGAAUGUUUGCCACAACUGUAAAUGCUUCUUAAAGCUGCACUUGUAUAUAUAUAUAUAUAUCAUGCAAAUUUUUAUGAUGGCACACGGUCAAAGAAUUACAAGCAAUGGAAGGUUUUUGAUUUUAUAAUUAUCAUCCAACUCUUCCUCUUAGCUCUACAGUUCCUUUUAGCAUCUUUCAGCUAAUUGUUCAGGUUUUAUGCCCCCCCCCCCCCCCCCCCACUGUCAUUCACCUUGUUUUUAUUCACAGUAAGAAGCUUAGAAAGGUGAAAAGGUUUUGACAGCCAUCACAAAUGACGGCUUUGUUAAUUUCCGUAACAUAUUGUGGUGACAACUGUUAAGAAGAAUUACUGCAUGAAGUCAGAAUCAAGGGAAACACCAAACAAAUUGCAACAUUUUGGAAAACACAAAUAUACCGGAACAAACAAAAACCAGUGGUUUAUGAUGUUCGACGAGAAGCCUGUCAAACAGGGUUUCCCCAACCGUGAGGUCUAACUGUAAACUGCUUCUUUUUUUUUAAAGUAUUGCCAUUCAUUUCUACAAAAUGUCUAUUCCAAAAGGAAAAUGUGUGGUUUCCUGUCUACAUCAUAAUUUCACUAGAUGGUGCCAUCCCCCCUUUAAUGACGGCUCAGUGUGUCGCUGGAUACAGAAGCUGGACAAUGGCUCUACAAGUGUAAUGAUAUCUACACAAAGAAACAUUUCUAUGUGAUGGGGUUUUAUGAUGCUCAUGUCAUGUUUACAUGAUGUAAACAGAUAUGACAAUAAAUAUCAGAUGCAAUCAUGA